UGACGUCAUUAAACUUUUCGAGCAGCUGUGGAGAGAUAAGGGGGAAUGCUGGAGUGCUGGGAAGCGAGAGCUAACAGAAGUGAAGCGGUUUACAAGACUGAGCUAGGCAACUGUGUUUUUGUCUGGGUGACUAAAGAAGUUCAAAGAGACUUGAAGCUUAGGCAUAACGGUGUUCAACAUGAACCGUGCUUUUAGCAGAAAAAAAGAUAAAACAUGGAUGCAUACUCCAGAAGCAUUGGCAAAACACUAUAUAGCAUACAAUGCUAAGUUCCUUGGAAAUACGGAAGUGGACCAGCCUAAAGGCACGGAAGUCGUAAGGGAUGCUGUCCGAAAACUUAAGUUUCAAAGGCAUAUUAAGAAAUCUGAAGGCCAGAAAACACCUAAAGUGGAAUUACAAAUUUCUAUUUAUGGUGUGAAAAUACUGGAUCCUAAGACAAAAGAUGUGCAGCACAAUUGCCAGUUGCACAGAAUAUCAUUCUGUGCAGAUGACAAGACGGAUAAGAGGAUAUUCACAUUCAUUUGCAAAGAUUCAGAAUCAAAUAAACAUUUGUGCUAUGUAUUUGACAGUGAAAAAUGUGCUGAAGAGAUAACAUUAACUAUUGGACAGGCCUUUGAUUUGGCAUAUAAGAAAUUUCUGGAGUCUGGAGGAAAAGAUGUGGAGACAAGAAAACAAAUAGGAAGUCUUCAGAAAAGAAUUCAAGAACUAGAAACUGAAAACAGAGAGCUGAAAAAGAAAGUGCAAGAUCUAGAAGAGCAGUUGAUGAUUUCUCAAGUAUCACCGCUGCUGCAUUUAAACUCUACUAAUCAAACACAUAAUCUCCAAAGACCUUCAUCUCUCUUCUGGUGUCAUAAUUUGACAUCAUUUUCUUGCUUAGAAAUCUCUUCCAUUACACUCACUCCAAUGAGCUCUCCUGACUCCAACUUGUCCACUGGGCUACUAACUCCACCUCCUGCUAAAAGCAUUCUACCAAAGCCUGCCAACGGAUACAGUAUUCCAAGGCCUCGUGUGGGCAGCAUCUCGGUUAAAUCUCCAUCAACUGACAUUUUUGACAUGGUUCCAUUUUCCCCGGCAUCUCCAUUGACACCAAUACCAGCCAGCAAUGGUGCACACCUGCCUCCACUUCCAGGCAGAUCUCCGGAGCCCUCUCUAGGGAAGGAUCUUUUUGGCGCUGAACCUUUUGAUCCAUUCAUCUGUGCUGCAGCAGACUUUCCUCCUGACAUUCAGUCCAAGCUAGACGAGAUGCAGUGCAGUGCAUAACAGGAGCCCUUCUGGCACCCUAGCCAGCAGAGGUUGGAGGCCAACUAGAAACCCCUGCUUUCUGAUGCUGCUUUUUUUACCCGUCCAAUUAUCUGCCUCCAACUGGUCUGGUGACUAAGGAUGGCAGGUCAUUCCCCUUUGCUCUCUUGGGAAUGCAGUUCAGACAAGAACCUCCAUCUUGUUCCACCUUCUUCCUUUUACAAUAUGUGAUCAUGUAGUACCUUAUUGAGUAAAAUUUUAAGAGUUGUAAAGGUGUGAUUUGUUUUACUUGCUUCAGUGUUUUUUUGUACAGUUCACACAAGAACAUAGUAUUACUGAAAUAUUUUCUGUAUUAUCUAAUGCAGGGGUUUCCAUUUGUGAUCCUGUAGUCCCACAAACCUGGUUAUUGUUCCAGUCAAGCUCUCAGACAAUUUUGUACCAUUAAUUAUAUGAUUACUUUGACCUUUUUUGAUAGCUUUCAGUUCUUAAACUUUUAAACUUCUUAAAACUUGCAAAUGUUCCACUCAUGCAGUGUAUUAGUUCAGUUACAGCUCUACUUAUGUAAUUAAACUUGGCUGGAUUGCAAACCACAUAGGACCAGAAUAGGUAACUCUUGCUCUUAUGUUACUUUAUUUUAAUGUUACUUUUAUAAUGAACAUGUAACUAUAGCAACCACUUUGCUUUAAGCAUUAAUCCACUCAUUUGGAGCUACACAGAAUGUUAAGACACUAUAACAAGUGCUGUUUAAAGCCCCUUUUGCAUUGACAGCCAUUACAACACCUUACUUCAAAGAAGAUGGUCCUUCUAUUUGGUUUUGUGAAACUAACAAACUUGGGUAAGCCCAAAUACCUCAGAAUUUUUCACAGCAGUAAUAGAAGUGAUAGCACUUAUGUAAGUACUAACUGCUGUUCUUUAACUUUAUAGAUUUAGACCUUCAGGGAUAGUGGUUUUCUUGUGUUAUGUUUCUGUUUAGUUACUAUACUCAAUUUGACAGAUUAUUUUUAUGCAAAGUUUAUAUGUUCUAGCAACCAAGGUAGUCAUUGUUUAAGUGUCAGGAGUUUUCAGGAUUUUUGUUGAACACAUACAGUAUCUCCAUUUGUAGUAAGCUAUGGCAUACCUUUAAUUUGUAAAGGAGUUAAAAUCAAAGAUGAUGCAUAAUAUUCA
Lepisosteus oculatus (spotted gar) is the source of this 2401-nucleotide messenger RNA. RefSeq names its product GULP PTB domain containing engulfment adaptor 1a (gene gulp1a). NCBI's taxonomy places the organism in Eukaryota, Metazoa, Chordata, Actinopteri, Semionotiformes, Lepisosteidae. The record is from RefSeq and is a predicted model, not a curated record.